CAUGUUGAACAGCCCAUGGUCAACUCCUCCAAAGUCCUAAACUUUCACUCUCUUGCUCUCUCCGAACUCAGUGUCUCAGGAAAAGUAGUAACAGAGAGCAAUAUGGGUCUCUCUCUCCUCAUGCCAUUGGUUUUCUUCCUUAUUGCUCUCUUUGCUUUUUCAUCUUCGGCUUUCCAAUCCGAUGAGCUUCUCGUCGACGACGAUGAGUUUGGCCUCGAAGGAGGGCUUUACUCAAAGACUCCUGAUCCCGUUCGUACGCCACCCACACCUCCCUCAUCGACCCGGAAGAGGUUUGCGGAUCCAGAAUCCGAUUCGAAGAUCCAAUUCCAGCUCGAACACGCAUUUGGGGAUUCUGAUUUCUCUCCCGCUGGUACCUUCACGGCUCGAUUGAAGACUUGGAAUCAUGGUGGUCAGACUUUAACAAAGCUGCGAUUUUCGAGGAAUGCAUUUUCUGCAGAGGAGAAGGAAAAGUUUUCGAAGCUCUUGCAAGAAGAUGAUUUUUAUACGAUAAGAUUGCCAUCAAAUGUUUUGAGUCCUCCUGGGAGGGAAUUUGUUAUUUCAUCAGUGAAAGCGAGAUGUCUUCCACGAGAUGGCUUGGAUGAGCAUAUUGUUAUCAACACUGACGGUGUCAAUAUCUUGGGUGUUACUUAUGGGUCCCCUGGGGCAUGCCCAUAUCCUCGACAGUUGAAACUUCCUUCAAAGUGGACUUUUAACUCGCACACAAUUUUGAAGAACAGCGAGCAAGCACCAAGGGCCCCAAUUUUUACCGAGGACAUUCUUGGUGGUGAGGGUGGAGAGGGUGAAGCUGCACUGCCCCAAGAAAGGUCUUUCUGGGCUAAAUAUUGGAUGUACCUCAUUCCUCUCGGACUCAUUGUCAUGAAUGCCAUAACUCAAGCAAUGAAUCUGCCCGAGGAACAGGCUGCUGGCCAAGCUCAGCAGCCCACUGCAAUCCAGCGUGGUGGCCCACCUUCUGCUGUGCGGAGAAGAUAGAGUAUCAGCUCAACUCCAUCUGAGGGAAGUUGUAGGUUUCAUAGGUUUUUAACUUGACUUCUGCUUGUAUCAUUAUUUCUGUGGGAAACCAUUAUGAGAUUAUGUAAAUUUUUAUAAGUUGUUAAAUUACCAAUAGGGCAGUUUUAUGCCAACAGUAAAUGCACCUAUUUUGGGAAAAUUUUCAUAACAUUUAAAUGAGCUGCAAAUUGAAGCUUUUUUGGA
This is a messenger RNA of Cannabis sativa, 1212 nucleotides long. RefSeq lists its product as uncharacterized. Bases 16 to 990 code for a protein of 324 amino acids. The transcript is spliced from 8 exons. NCBI's taxonomy places the organism in Eukaryota, Viridiplantae, Streptophyta, Magnoliopsida, Rosales, Cannabaceae. The record is from RefSeq and is a predicted model, not a curated record.